Messenger RNA from Dendronephthya gigantea, 1900 nucleotides. Its product is annotated as AP-1 complex-associated regulatory protein-like. The transcript is spliced from 9 exons. Bases 106 to 810 code for a protein of 234 amino acids. Gene Ontology annotation, biological process: regulation of Arp2/3 complex-mediated actin nucleation; negative regulation of substrate adhesion-dependent cell spreading; negative regulation of cell motility. NCBI's taxonomy places the organism in Eukaryota, Metazoa, Cnidaria, Anthozoa, Malacalcyonacea, Nephtheidae. The record is from RefSeq and is a predicted model, not a curated record. Gene Ontology annotation, molecular function: AP-1 adaptor complex binding.
GAAAUUAAAAUUAAGAAAUGUUUAGUCUGGGCACAUGACACAGCACAUGACGGAAACAAAACACAACAAAAUACGAUUUUGUGUCUUCAGAAUAGAACUUUUCUUAUGGGUAGUUGUUGGAGUGGCUUUUUAGCCGAGCUACAAAACAUUCGACGUCCACUUGAUUAUAUUGGAAGAAGUCAUCAAGCGAGAUCGGCAAGAUAUAAUGUUCGAGAUAGAGGUGAUGGAAUUGAGUUUGACAGUUUGCUGAGUGAGGAUGAAUAUGAAAUUCAGACAAAACCAAGGCAGAAAGUGAUAACAGACGAGGAAGCGACGUUCAUCAACCAGAAGAGAUAUGGUGAUCUUGCACAGAAACAAAAGACAGUCAAUGAACAAAUUGAUCGGAAGUUGCAAAAACACGAAGAAGAUUUAAGACAACAAGAGGAGGAAUUCUAUGCAGCCAAACGCGAAGCCGCCCGAGUGGCACGACAAGAAAAGGCUAAAAAUGAAAAAGGAGACCGUGAUAAUAAAACAGAAGAAAAUUCAAAGAGGAUCCUUGACGACUCAGCGUUUGCAUCGUGGUUGUCUGAUGAGGAUGAUGAAAUUGACGACCAUGAUCUUGACACGCAAGAAUUUGAAGAGUUUUUACAAAAAGUGAGACAAACUACAUACCCCGGAGGCCCUGCUGAUACAGAAGGUGGCGAAAGUAGUAAACCUUCGUCUAAUGCAGUGUUCGAAGAAUCACUUCAAGAUGACGUCCAAGCGACUAAACUUGCUGAACGAUCAUUGGACGCUUUAGAUAGAUGGUCGCCAACGUUUGAUGACGACUAGAUGAGAAAGGUCGUAAAAAUUCGUCAUGUUAUUUGUCUGAAGUCCGGGUAGAAGAAUUAGAAUUGAUAACUAUAUAGACCAGAAUUUAUUUCAUGUUCAAAUACAACAGCCUCGGUUUUGUCUUCAGUUUUCAUGCAGCGUGAAGGCGAGAAUAAGACUUAGCUACAACCUCGCACAAAACUUAAAAAGACCUCACACAUCAAAACCCGAUUAAAUGGCUUUAAAAGAUACGAUGGACCUAAUUUGUGGAAUACCUUGGACAUUAAACGUUUCCAUUCGCCGAUAUGCUAUAUGUAACCAUAGUGCCGCCCAAUUUUUUUUCAAAAUUUUCUAAGAACGUAUAAUCUUUGUAAGAUUGAAUUAACCACUUGCACUCUUGCAGUUUCAACAAUAAUUUUUUACCAUGCAAUGAUUAAUUUGCUCGAUAGAUUUUGUUAGAUCUUAUACCCACGAACUUGUUGUAUCGUUGAACUUUUGUCGACCGUGCAUGUUUAUACAAAAAAUGAGUAUUCAUAGAUCCAUAGAAAACGAGGCUUUAGUACGAAUCAAAAGUGAUAACGCAAAUAAUUAAAAGGUUUAUUGCAAUAAAAAAGCCCGUCUUCACCUAUCUACGGACGCUUUCCUUUAUGCGGUAAAAACGGCCAGACCGAUCCUGUUGUAUUUCUGUACAGACAUAUUACUGAUAUUUUAGAAUGUUUCAAGAACUCUGCAUUCAAGUAUAUCGUUAUUUACAUCUACAUUUACGUCGAAUUUUUCAUGUGCCGAAUCGAAUACAAAUAAACGAAAACAAAGACUUUUCCUCAUCAACAGUAUGAUUAGGUUCAGCACAUUGAAAGUUCGACGGGUGAAAUGGAGCCGAGAGUAUUUAUACAGUGGCCCAUUACCAUGAAGGCUAACUUCCUCUAGUGGGAAUGAGAGUGGGAAACGAAAGUAUUAUUUCAUAGUUCGGUCUCAUGCAGUCUCAUGAUGACAAUAUUGACAAGGUUAAUUAACAAUGAAAUGAAAUUGUAAAGUGAUUUAUUUUAAAUAACCGACAUCAUCAGAGAAAUUGAAGAUGUUGUAUAUUUAUUUCAAGGUUAUAAAUAAAUGA